CAGUGUAUUCCUUUCCUUCUUCUCUCAGCUUUCAGCUGGCACUCUGUUACACUUCUUAAAUCAAACACAGCGAUGAUGUUCGAAGAAAUUUCUACCUUUAUCACCACUAAUUUACGGAUUUCACGAAACAUAGCGACAGAUAGAAAUUUCUACUUGUCGUUCGAGUAAGAUCUUUAUUCGUCGAUGGAGGGUUUAAUUUCCGCGAGCGGCGAACGCCGACUAGUUAAAGCAGUAUGCGCAGUUGUAAUAAAGGGGUACUGGGACAAACUCUUGAAACCAAAGAUUGGUUCUUUAGUGACGUCAUCUGUCAUGAACCAAUCAUUGCUGGAUCUUUCUCCAUACUCGGUUUCAAUUUCAUGGUCCUUCUUCAAAUGGGUCGACACGAUUCCACAGUACAAGCAUUCCUUGCAAUCUUCUUGGUUGAUGAUAUGCAUCCUCACAAAACAGAGGCACCUCAAAACUGCUCAGAAUUUGCUCGAAAAGAUCGCCCGGAGAGAUUUCUUGUCGUCUCCGACUGUUUUGAACGCCCUCGUAAACAGAGACGGUGACUCGGGUGUGAAUUCGCAUGUUCUGAGCUGGCUGGUGAUAUUUUAUGCCAAUUCGAAGAAGAAUCCGGAUGCACUCCAAGUGUUUGAUCAUAUGCGCGUGUGUGGUUAUAAGCCCCAUUUGCACGCUUGUACCGUGCUUCUUAAUUCGUUGGUCAAAGAGAGGCUGACCGAUACUGUGUGGAAAGUCUACAAGAAAAUGAUGAAAGUUGGGGUUGUUCCGAAUUUACAUGUCUAUAAUGUCUUGAUUCACGCUUGUUCCAAGUCCGGGGAUGUAGAGAAGGCCGAUGAAUUGUUGAGUGAAAUGGAGUCGAAAAACGUGUUUCCGGAUAUUUUCACGUACAACACGUUGAUUUCGCUGUACUGCAAAAAGGGUAUGCAUUACGAGGCUUUAUCCGUUCAAGAUAGGAUGGAAAGAGGAGGAGUAAGUCCCGAUAUUAUAACUUAUAAUUCGCUGAUUUAUAGUUAUUGUAGAGAAGGCAGAAUGAGAGAGGCUUUGAGGCUUUUUAAUGAUAUUAUUACGCGUGUUUCUCCGAACCAUGUGACGUAUACUACUUUGAUCGACGGGUAUUGCAGAGUUGGUGAUAUAAACGAAGCAUUAGCGCUUCGUGGUACAAUGGAGGCGAAAGGGUUGUACGUUGGGGUGGUGACUUAUAAUUCAAUUUUACGGAAAUUAUGCGAAGAGGGGCGGAUACAAGAUGCGAAUAAACUGUUGAAUGAAAUGAGUGGCAGAAAAAUCGAAGCGGAUAAUGUCACGUGCAAUACAUUAAUCAAUGCGUAUUGCAAGAUCGGAGAUAUGAAAUCCGCUUCGAAAAUCAAGAACAAGAUGUUGGAGGCCGGAUUAAAACCCGAUGAAUUCACUUACAAGGCAUUGAUUCAUGGAUUCUGCAAAUCAAGGGAUGUAAUAAGUGCGAAAGAGAUUUUACUCGAUAUGAUCGGCUCUGGAUUUUCUCCGAGUUAUUGCGUAUAUUCAUGGCUUGUGGAUUUUUUAAACGACGACGAGGCUGUCUUGAAACUGCCGGACGAGUUGGUGGAAAAGGGUCUCUGUGCUGAUGUCACGGUUUAUCGGGCGAUAAUUCGGAGGCUGUGUAAGAAAGAAAGAAUCGACUGUGCUCGAAGGGUGUUCGUAAAUAUGCAGACGAAGGGCAUAUUAGGAGAUGCUGUUAUAUAUACUAAUCUGGCUUAUGCGUAUUCGAGAUGUGGCGAUGCUGUAUCUGCUUCGGCUUUGUUCGACGAAAUGUAUAAGAGGAGAUUGAUGGUGACUUUGAAAAUAUUCAAAAGUAUUAACGCUUCGUACGCGAAUGAUAGCGGCUCGUUAGACGUGUUGUGGAAAAGUAUGGUCGAGAGAGGAUUGAUUUCGAAAAGUAUCUACAAACAAAUCCAGCAACUGAAUAUGUAAUUCUAACUAGAAAUUGACGACGUCUCGACAAAACGGUGCUUCGGGUUUAUUUUUUUUGGCAGGAAAAGGGCAACCAGAUGAUGGAGAAGGCAAGCAAUGCUGCACAGUCUGCCAAAGAAUCGAUGCAGGAG
This is a messenger RNA of Erythranthe guttata (spotted monkey flower), 2075 nucleotides long. Its product is annotated as Tetratricopeptide repeat (TPR)-like superfamily protein. The record is from RefSeq and is a predicted model, not a curated record. NCBI's taxonomy places the organism in Eukaryota, Viridiplantae, Streptophyta, Magnoliopsida, Lamiales, Phrymaceae. Gene Ontology annotation, molecular function: protein binding; mRNA binding.